UGUGAUGAUAGACGUCACUGCCUAUGUUGUUUGUGUUAACCUGAAAAAGUAGUGUUUAUUUAUUUAUAUUUUAUCAAUUCUUGAUGUUUUUGAAAGAAUUUUUUGUUGAUUCACAAUCUCAGUAUAGAUUCAUUUGUGGAAAUAUAGUAUGUCUGUUGAGUCAAUCAACAUUCUCUCCGAAUAUAUUCACAUCAUCUGACCGAAAAUACAAUAUUUUUUUUACAAAAAUGGAGAUUCCAUCAUUAUUAUUUUGGAGAAAUUCGACAACCACGGAAACCCUACUAGUGUGACUCCUCUAGCAAUUGAAUAUCCAUUUAUAGUCUUUAAACGGUUAUUAUUGAAUCCUUUGGUACACUUGGACAAAAUGGAUUUUGAACUAGCAGGUCCCAGUAAUGGAGUUGGCCCACCGAGAAAGAAAAUGAAGCAUUCUGCUCCAAGAGAUUCCUCUCGAAGAGAUUUAGCGAGCUUUCCAAAAGAUGUUCUCCUUAAGAUAUUUGGAUAUUUAGAUUUACAAUCCAUAAAUAACUGUGCCAUGCUGUGUUCUACAUUCUAUAAUUUAUCAAAAGAAAGCUCGUUAUAUACAUCGGUGACAUUGAAGUACAACAUGUCCCCUCAUUUUUUAGAAUCGUUAAUAGCCAAAGUUUCUUGUCCCAAAGCAGUUUCCAUCAAAUAUAAACCAUUAGAUCAGCAUGCUGAGAAAGAAAACCUUUUGAUAUUUGAAAAAUAUGUUGAAUAUCAAUAAUUAAAAUGUGGAGAACAUCUUUUAUCUCUGAAAAUCGAAGGUUGUCGAAGUGAUAAAGUAUUACUUAAUCUGAAAGACUGUAUUUCUUUGAAAAGGCUGACCCUGUAUAGGUGUAAGAGCUCAUUCGAUGUUCUAGCGUUUCUCUGUCAUUUAACUAGCAUUAGUUUCACCUCUUGCCAUUUUCCACAGAAAGUAGUCAGUGAAUUGAUCAGGGCUAAUCCAAAUCUGAAGUACCUAUUUUUAUCAAACAAUAUCAAUGUAAAUGCCAAUGAAAUCUGCGAAAUUAUGUCCAAACAGAAUCCUGAAAUGAUGGAAGUAUAUUUCAAUGAGAGGAAGAAAGUGCGGGCCAAAAGCUUGAGAACUCUAGCUAGACUGACUAAUUUGAGAAAACUUGUUCUGAAGUCGAGUUCAGGUUUUGAGUGUGACCCUGAAGAUGCUCUGGAACUGUUGGCAGCUGGUUGCUCUCGUUUGGAGAAGUUAUCUAUUCAUGGUUGGAAAGAAAUAAAUGAUGAUAAUUUCAUACCCGCCUUGCGAAUGUUCACGCAACUAAAAACUCUCGAUAUGAGAGGUACGAGUAUAACAAUAAAAAGCUGUAGAGACGCAGCACUCACUUUGCCCUUAUUGGAAACUAUAGAUGUAAUUGAAUGCAAUAGGAUCAAAAGACAGCAGUUGAUUUCAUUGCGGCAUGACUUUGAAGACAUUAACAUCCCCUUGGACUGACAGCAAAUGCGUUUUUCUCUAAUAAAAUUGUUUUCUAUCCUAAGUUCUCUUUGUAAAUGUGUAAAUAAAUUAUUUUUAUGAAA
Molecule: messenger RNA, 1545 nt
Organism: Leptinotarsa decemlineata (Colorado potato beetle)
Lineage: Eukaryota; Metazoa; Arthropoda; Insecta; Coleoptera; Chrysomelidae
Biological process (GO): positive regulation of protein ubiquitination
Molecular function (GO): protein binding
Source: RefSeq, a predicted model, not a curated record